AUGGAUGAUGAUGAUAUGCAAACAAAUGGUGCUCAGAAUGUUGUAGACGUAGAUGCUGAAACUCAAGUCAAUGUUGAAGACAAAGAUGAGAGUUUUGCCAAGAAAAUAAAAUUAACAUCUGAUGUGUGGGAAGGCUUUGAUAAAAUAAAGAAGAAAGAUGUGAGUGAUGGUGCCAAAUGCAAGCAUUGUCAUAAGGUACUUGUUGCUGGCUCUAAAUCUGGAACAACCCACGUGAGAAAUCAUUUAAAUAGAUGCAAUAGCAAAAAUAGAACUGGUAUUGCUCAAUAUAUGAUAUCCACCAAGAAAAGUAUUUCUGACGAUUCGGUUGUAAUUGAAAAUUUCAAGUUCAAUGAAGAGAAAAGUAGGAUGGAUUUUUCAAAAAUGUUGAUCAAGCACAACUAUCCAUUUAACAUGUGUGAACAUGACUAUUUUGAGCAUUUUGUGAAUGGUCUUCAACCAAAGUUUCAUCUUCAUUGUAGAAAUACCGUAAAGUCUGAUAUACUUCGUGUUCACAAAAAUGAAAAAGAGAAACUAUAUACAUACAUUGAAACAUUACCUGACAGCGUUUCGCUUACGACUGAUAUUUGGAUAGCUGAGACUCUUUUUAGGCACAUCAUUGACUGCAUACUAGAUUGGAAGCUUGAAGGAAAGUUGUUCUCCAUGGUGCUAGAUAAUGCUAGUGCCAAUGACGCAAUGGUGAGGACCUUGAGAGGUUGGAUUUGUGACAGGUCUGCAAUCCCCUUGAAUGGUAAAUUAUUUCAUGUUCGUUGUAGUGCUCAUAUUCUUAAUCUGGUUGUUCAAGAUCGUUUAAAAGUUAUUGUUGCUGUUGUAUUUGAUCCCAGUUACAAAAUGAGUUUAGUUGAGUACUACUAUAAUAAGAUCCACAGUUCUCUUGCUACUUCAUAUGUUGAAAAAGUUCGUAGUGAGUUGUUGGAGCUCUUCAAUGAGUAUGAUGAGUAA
Molecule: messenger RNA, 960 nt
Organism: Lactuca virosa
Lineage: Eukaryota; Viridiplantae; Streptophyta; Magnoliopsida; Asterales; Asteraceae
Source: the annotation of a GenBank genome assembly